AUGAUGAUGACUGGCCGUGUGCUGCUGGUGUGUGCCCUCUGCGUGCUGUGGUGCGUUGCCGGCGGUAGAUGUGACGGGGAUGGUAGUGGUAUUACUGAACCACAAGAUCAACCAUCGAAGGCUUCACAGUCUUUAUCUCAAGACGGUCAUGCAGAACAACUGGAAAUAACAAAUUCAAUCGGUGGAGUAGUGAACAACUCAAAUGAACUGUUAAAUGGGCAGGACGGUAAGAAUGGCAGCCCUCAAACAGGUUCUGUCGAACAACCAGCAACA
This is a messenger RNA of Trypanosoma cruzi, 273 nucleotides long. Its product is annotated as mucin-associated surface protein (MASP), putative. NCBI's taxonomy places the organism in Eukaryota, Euglenozoa, Kinetoplastea, Trypanosomatida, Trypanosomatidae. The transcript has a single exon. The record is from RefSeq and is a predicted model, not a curated record. The annotation marks the transcript as partial.